ACUACAAUCGAAAGUUCAACCAGAUUUGGAUAGAAUUGCAGUGGAAAGAGCUAGUAAAUUUUUGGAUGAUGAGCGUGCUGCCUCCUCUUCCACCAAGGCUCCUGCCUCCUCUUCCACCAAGGCUGCCACCUCUUCCACUCAAGGCUGCAUCCACCCGACCAGACCAAGGUUGCAUCCACUCCGACCAAGGCUGCAUCCACUUCGACCUUGGUUGCGUCCGCUUCGACUUUGGCGAUCCCUUCUUUGACCUUGGAUCCCUCAUCUUUGGGUGUGGAUGCCUCUUCCCAAAAAAUGAUGAAGUUUACAGAGGAUGGUGUGAUAUACUUUGAAAUGACCCAGCUUGAUGAAUUUUCAUAUCUUGGUGUAAUGAAGAUAGGCGGGAGUUCUUUUCCCAAGUCGUAUAUCAAAAUUGGCGAGAAUUCUACUUCAGAUGUCUCAAUUAGGCUUAAGAAAAACUCAUGCCUAUUGAAAAUUGAAUUUUCAAUGUAUUUCCACUCCCUUUCCAGUAGGGUAGCAAUUGUUGAGCCGGUCCGUCCAGUAAAAGUGUUCUUUGAAUUGAAGCUUGAAGAUUUCAAAUCGGAAGCAAUGGCUCAAACUUGUAAAAAAUGGUGGGAAUAUAUCAAAGACGACUUUCUAUCAAUAUUUCGAGGCGUAAUAUGUGGCAUGCUUGCCAUAUAUUCAGAUCAAAAAGUCUGUAGUGAUCUGGAAAAAUCACUCUACGUUACUGAGGAGGGAGAAGCCAAAAUAUUGCAUAUUUCUCAAGAAAAAUUUACAUUCAGUCAAGCGCAAAAAGAAGUGUCUGAUUUGUUGUCCAUUAUUGAAGGAGUCAUUACUUUGAUAAGACCAAGAUCAAGACCAGAUUUGGAAACUUGGCGUAAAGAAUUUGAGCUAUCUUAUGAACUGCCUUCAGAAUUAGGUCAUUUUUUAAACAGCUUAAGAGUCAGGAAAAUAUGUGAUAACAUUCAUCCAAUGUUGUUGAUUGAUCACCCGUUUAUCUGGUCGAUAAAUCAUCGGGUUUCAUUCAUCCAGUCUCUUGAAGAGGCUAUUAAAGAAAGGUUAAUCAAUGAGAAGGCUUUCAAUAAUAAAAUGACUCCGAAUUUUAGGACUCAAAAUUGGAGGAUUGAAGUCUCAAAUGACUUGUUAUUGUCAGCAAUCUACAACUACAAAGGACAUGACUUUUAUGUUAAACCAUUUCGUGUCAUUAAUUUUAUUCAUGCAGUGUUUUCCCAUGCUAAUGACUAUCAAUAUGAUACUAUACGCGGGAAAAAGGGUGGUUUGACUCUUGAGGAAAGAGAAAGUCUAAUUACAAAAGUGUUUCCUUCAAUAUAUACAACACUUUAUGACGCCCUGUGUGAUUAUGCAAAAAAUUCUAGUUGGUAAGAAUUUAAUAUUUUGUUAUUUCUAAUGUACAUCUUUUAUGUUGUUUAAAAUUUUUGUUUAACACUUUUUAAUUUAACAGGAGAUAUACAGAGUCAUUUUCAGAUGUUCUUAAAAGAUUUUCAAGUUGUGGAUCUCAAUAUUGAUUUCCUGUUCCUGGUAAGCAUUUGAUAUCGAUUUGGGGGCUAUUUUGGUGUGGUGUUUUCGGGUUUUUUUUAGACAAUUUUGUGACUCUAGUUAGUGGUUGUUUUAGGUUACAUUGUGUGUGAAUAGUGUUUGAGGUGUGUGGGCAAAGGGUUCGUAUUAUUGCUUGUGUGUCUUGACGAUGUGAGUAUGUGAUAGGUGUUGCACACGUGAUGGUUGUUGAGUGGUAUUGUGUAUGUGAUGGGUGUAGAGUGUGUUUUGGUAUUGGGUAUUAAGCAUGUCAUUUAUGAGUUAAUUUGUAUGUUUGGAAUUUUUGAUACUCCUUGUUACAUGAGUUGUAGUGGACUAGAAGUGCGUAAUUUGGCAUUAUUUCUUUGGUUUAUUGGUGAUGAUGGGUAAUUGAACUUUUGGACUAGGCGUACUUUUGCGGAAUAUGCAACAAACUACUGUGAAAAGGCAUUGUAAAUAACUGUUAAUUGACACAUAGAUUAAACUAAAUGUCUUUACACAUACAUUAUGUUGUAUGAUUCUUAUAACAUUUAAUAUUUUCUUUCUAAUUCCUUUUGGAAGUCUCGUAUAAUAAUUACAUUCAUUGUCAUUGCUGAAACUAAAAGGUUGGACAACUAUCGGUACAUCACUUGUUACUUAUUCCUUUUCUUGUUUCCUGUUUCAGUUGAUAUUUUUUCUCUUUGUAGUUGCGUCAUUUCUUGAAAAAUCUCAUAAUCUUAUUCUGAAUUUUCACUCCAUGUUCUCAUCUCUAUGAAACGUCCAUCAAAUUAUUUUGUUAUGUACAGGUUUAAAAUAAAAUUAUGCAUACGGAGUACUGGAUUUAUGUCUAUGAGUCUGCAUUCAACUCUCUGCGUGUAGAUUAGUUUUUGCAGAAAAGUUCCCAAUUGAUGUGUUAUGUCUUAUUGUAUUGUAUUUUACUAUUGUUUAUGAGUACUAAGAUUCAUGUCUCUGAGUUUGUGUUCCAACUCUCUGGGUGUAGAUUAGUCUUUGCAGAAAAGUCAAUGCAGGUUGAUGUUAUUGAUGUAUU
Chenopodium quinoa (quinoa) is the source of this 2557-nucleotide messenger RNA. RefSeq lists its product as uncharacterized. The record is from RefSeq and is a predicted model, not a curated record. The coding region runs from base 292 to 1380 and encodes 362 amino acids. The transcript has 5 exons. NCBI's taxonomy places the organism in Eukaryota, Viridiplantae, Streptophyta, Magnoliopsida, Caryophyllales, Amaranthaceae.